AUGCCUCCUAAGAAGAAGUCUGGAAAGAAAAAAGGUUCCAGCAAGAAGAAGAAAGGGAAGAAAAGUGGCGCGUCCAAGGAGCCGAAGUUAACGGUGGAGGAAGCCAUCGUGGCUUUUCAGUGAGUGUUUUUUUAUUCUUGUGUCAGGUUCUGUUAUUACGCUUUUACUUCUUAAGAGCCUUGUUGAUUGUUCAUAUUUCCUUGGAGAUUUUUUAGAAAACCGUACAUUGUAAGAAAUAAUUAAUUUGUCCUUGUGUUAGUAGUUUAUUGGAUCUCUUAGCAACGCAGGCUCUGUUCCCGCCGAGUUUCAAUUAAAUAUUCAUUAUUUUAAAACUUUUUGUAAAUUUUGGCACUUUAAUAACAUUUUAUACUGUAACAUUCUUGUGAUAUAAAUAGUUUCUGUAUAGCUGAUACGAUUUACUUGUACAGGGUUCUCGGUAGAUAUAGACGCGCGACCCAUUGAUGGCUUCAAAAAGCUGAUGAGGCUCCACCCAGGGGUCCAGCCCCUUACCCUUUCAUACCGUAAAAUUCCGAAAAUAAGCCCCUCCAUGUAUAGGCCCCUUCAAAUAUAAGCCCCCCAAACUGGUAACACAAAUCACCCCUCCAAUAAUUUAUAAGCCCCCAGGGGGCUUGUACUUGGAAAGUUGCCCUCAAAUGCAAAGUAAAACAAAGCAAAAACAGUAAAUUUACUUCCAACUUAGGCUCGAUUUCCGCGGUCUCCCGGGUCCAGUCUUGAUCUUCCCCGAAGAGAGGGGAUGAGUGCGGGGUCAUUUUCCCGAACAGCGGCUGGUAAUCGAGCAUACUUCCAACUAUAAGGCUAGCCCAAUUGAUUUUGAAACACAAAUUUCCCUCCGAAUAUAAGCCCCUCAAAAAAUAAGCCCCUCAAAAAGAGCCUUGGAAAAAUAUAAGCCCCAUGGCUUAUUUUCGGAAUUUUACGGUAUACCAUUUUUGACAGAAAAAAGUACCCACUUUGCAUACCAUUCAUUGCUAAAAAGGUACUCUUUUAAUAUACAGGGCCUCUAUUACAAAUAAAUUGAUAACAAAGGAAGUCUUCUUCAGUUCCUUGUGUUCCUUUAAAAAAAAAUUAAUUAACGGCCUCUUUAAAUACUUUAAUGGUAGAUUUUGCCAGUCCCUUCAUAUACUGUAAAUGAUCUAAUAGAUGCCCAGGGUGUCUAUUUAAUUUGGGGGGGCAUAAGCGAGGGAAUUUAAUAGAUGCCGAGGUAACACAUACAACAUCACACAACAUUUAAAUCUUUGACAGAUUGACACUUUGUGGUUUAUCUGUCACAAGCAGGUGUAUUUGCACAAAAUCCAUUUUGUCACAAAGCUAAUUGAGUAGUGAAUAAGAAAUUUUUCUGACACCAUGCAGGUAGUUUAUUUUAUUUUUUGCAUGAACAGAUAACUAUCUUAGUGUUUACAGCAAGUGAAAUUCCUUAAUUAAUGGCUGGCUUCUUCUGCUAACCUUUAACUUCAUGUUUCAGUCUUUCAUGUUACGUUGUAGUACUGCUGCAUAUUUGUUAUGGUUGGGAUAUGCAGAAUAUGCAACAAGAGUUACAUUGUUUUUGUAAUAAAUGCAUGUAUUAAUUCAAUAAUUAUAGGAUAGAGGUGAAACAAAGGAACUUUGAGGAUCUUAUGUAUGACAUGCAGUCUCUCCAAGAGAAGAAUGGAAGACUCAAAGACAGGGUAAGAGUUAUGGUAACAGGAAGUUCUGCACCUUCCCCUUCCCUAAACUUUUUAAGUUAACAAAUUCCACAUGGGUUAAUAUAAUCAUAUAGUGCAUUUCUGGUUCUUUUUAUCCAUUGCUAAGUAAGUCAAUAUAUUAAUUUAACAGAAACAAACUAGCACACAAUCAUGACCCCUACUUAUCUGAGUUGCAAGAUAGUGUUGUGAACAUAGACAAUGUCAACUUAAUAUAACAGUUCAUUUUUCUGUCUGAAGAGUGGGGUCAAAUCCAAGGGAAGUGGGGCUUAGUCCAAGUUAGCAUCAAAAUUGGAGUUACUGGAGUUCUACUGUUACGUAGUAACUUUCUUUGUGCAAGACUACCAGAUAUGGGUACAAUAUUUUCUGAUCUCUAUUAUAAGUUUUAAUGGAUAAUAAAUGUACAAAGAACAUAUGAUGCAAAUUUUAAUUAUGUUUUGUGAUUAAUUUACAGAAUCAAAGACUGAAAGAAGAGCAGCUUCUACAUAUCAAAUCUCUCUUAAAACAAGUGAAAGAGAAGGACAAAGAAGUGGAGAAAGCUGUGGAGGUUGGACAUGAGCAAGUGGAAGCAUCACUCCUGGAGAAAUUUGAUGCAAUGAAGGCGGAAGAAGCAGACGUUCAAGGUAAAUGUAGAAUGAAGCUGACUUAAUGGAAACUUUUUUUGCUGAGAUUAUUACAGGCAUACUUUUUCUCCAUCAUGAGCUUCCUUAGCACGGACACAAUGGCCAUUUAAUUUACCAAGAAAAGUCUUUGACCAAAGUGGCAUGCUUUCAUACAAUAAGUCUACGUGGUUUGAGAAUAAAAAUUGUAUAUUUAACAAGCUUCUUUGUAAAUUGUUUUGGCAGUCAAUGACUACAUUUUGUAUAGAAAUUAAGUACCAAAUUAACAACCUACUUACAGCGUAAAUUGCCAAUGAGUAUCCCAAAAUACAAGAACCUAUUUGGCAAACCUCAAAAAAGUAGUUUCUUAUUCGCGGUGUUUACUGCAUUUGUUACAACCAUGUACAGUUUUUUAAAUGUAGACAUUGCUCUGAAAAUGGGGUAGUUUCUUAGGUGUUAACCAUCCUUAACUCUUUGGUUCUGCUGUGACUCUUACAUGGUUGUAUCACUUUACAACCAUCAGGAAAAUUAGAUACUAAAUAAAAAUGAUAAACUAAACCAACAACUGGCAGAUUCUGUUAGUUUGUUACUACUGGUGGAAAUUAAAUUACAAACCAUAAGGCUUCCCUUUAAUUAUAUAAAAUUUUGGACACAUAAAGUAAUGAAAUCAUAAUUUUUUACUUUAAUACACAGUUCAGAAAUUGUUGCUUUUGUAUUCAGUGCUUAAUGAUCAAAUUGAGAAGAAAGAAGAAGAAAUAGGAGAUGUGAGGAAGAAUAUAAAAAGGCUUGAAGACUACAGGGUACAAUAAUAUGUUUACUGACUUAUUGUUUCAAAAGUAACAUGAUUAUAAUCAAUGAUUACAUCGGCAUGCCAUACCUGAGUUCUAUGCUUAAAUGAUUAGUUAAAAAUAGUGGGCACAUGUGAUGAUUUUAAGUUUUUGGUAGCAUUCAAUCCCUUUGUACCCGGGAGCAUUACAAUUUGUAGAAUGUGGUUAGGUUUUGCAAUGAGUGUUGAAUUAGCUCAUCACUGGGCCAGGAACCUUGUACCAACCCUACUGUUAAUUGCACCUUCUCCAAGCCCUUGGAUUUCAAUCUCUCUUUUGCGCAUCUUUUGCACUUUAAAAAAUCUUAGCCUGCGUCGCAGACACUUUUAACCGCUGAAAAGCUAUUCCACCUCAUUUAUUGCUCCAGGGCAUGAAAGAACCGCCAGUCAACAGACAAUGUCCGGACUGAUUGGGGAGUUGACCAGUCAACCUUUCGUCUUGAAAGUCAUGUUGACUGGUCACAUUUGAUCGUUUGGAAAUGAACUUAAUUAAAAUUUCCAUGCUGUUCAGUUGUUUCAGUUGUUACCAGGACAUGUAUGUAGCGAGUCCCUGUGUAUUAUGCGAAACUUUGAUCUGAAAUCCUGGGUGAAAUGCAACUAGAACCGUUGUUUACAAUUCGCACAUUGAAACAUAAGCUUAUUUUCAUUUUGCCCACUGUAAUUUAUUUUUAUUGUUGACAACAAGUGCUUUAAGCUAUAAGCUCUAAGCAACGACUGUUUUGGAAAUAUAUAACGCCAUUUAUGGUUCCUGGGCCCGUGAUUUAAGAGCUAUUUAUCUUAUAAAUUUGACUGGCCAGAAAUGAUAUAUGACCGAGCUAAAAUGAAUUUGGCUGCUCAUCAAGACCAAAGACUCUCCUGAAAUUAUUUCUAGCCCUGUGCUCAUCUUAAGAAAACAGCUACAAGUACAAUAAUAUAGGCUUUUAGCAACUUUUUCUUUCUUUUAACCUUCAGGACAAAGGUGCUGAGGAACAUGCCAAACAAAUAGUUUUACUAAAACAAGAUUUGAAAGAAAUGCAGGAUUCACAUGAUGAUAUUGCAGGUGAGUAUCAUGAGCAGCUUAUCAACUUUCCUCAGUCUCUAACAAAACUUUCAGCUUCAAGAAAAUUAACCAGAAAAUUCCAAACAACAUCUCGUUUCAAUUACAGGGGUCGAAAAAACUUGAAUUGAAGCUUUUCCUUUGGGCAAGCACCUCUCACAUUUUGGUUUUGGCCACUCUUCGUUCAUCUUAGUUAAUGAUUUUGUUAGAGGAUGUUUUGCCUGGACCUUUGCCCAUUGGGCAAGUAAGGUUUGAAUGUAACUUGCCCAGCAAGAAAAUCUACCUGUCCUCAGUGGGACAACUGGACAGGACAUUUUUCGAGCCCUGAAUUACCCACUCAUACCUUUUUGACAAAUUAAGAUGGAAUCCAUCAGCAAAUUGAGUAAUUUUAAUUUUCUGUGGACAAAAACCUUGUACUAGAAUAAUUUAAGCAAUAUUGCAUUCUUUUUUACAUUUUUCAAGGGCUAUAGAUGUAAUUCUUCGUUAUCUGUAAUAACACCAACCACUAUUUCUCAUGGGAGUCCGAAAAAAUCAAUGUCAAAUUUCACAAAAAGACACCUUAUACAUGAAAUUUUCAUUUUACCCGUGUUUUCACAAUUCUUGUGAAAUUUGACAUUUAUUUUCUUGGGCUCCCAUGAGAAAUGGUCUUUGGUGUUAUUACAGAUAACUAAUUUUAUAGCCCUUGAAAAAUGUAAAAAAGAAUGUGAUAUAGCUUAAAUUACUCUGGUACAAGAUUUUUGUCCACUGAAGCUUAAAAUUACUCGGUUUGCUGAUGGAUUCUGUUUUAAUUCUGUUCUAAAAUUAUCUAUCUUGUUGUGUGGACAGGCAGUACAAGUUUAUGCUUUGACCUUUCCUUUGGUUGUUAUUAAAAUGACUGUGGUUGAAUGUCAAAAUGUCUCCUCUAUUUUGUUCACAGCUCAUUUAGAAAGGAGCUUGAAGAUUGCAAAAGAUGAAAUUGAAACUUAUACCGAAUCCACAAUCUCUAAGCAGAAGGACAUUGCAAAUGAGGUACUCGAUUUCAGAACUUGUCUAUCAUAACUGUAUUGUCAAUGCGCUGUGAGUUUACAUAAUACUGACCCAUUUGGCUGCUUGUUUGAUUGUUCUUUCCAUCCUUGUAUCAAAGUUACAUGCACUACAGUCUUUUAAACCAACCCCUUACCAUUUUAUUUACCCUCAUUUUUGACCGAUGGUACCCCUUUGACAGACCUAGUUUAGAACAUUGCAUCGCUUUUAACUGCUACAAAAUGCACUCUUAAAAUAUGAGCUUUUAACUGCUACAAAAUGCACUCUUAAAAUACGAAAUUAGUCCCAAACCAGGAAAUUUUCUCGACUUUUUCACAGCCAUAAAUUUUACUAUUAACCAUUUCAACCCCUUUAUAUGGGCGAAUCUUUGCUGACGUCAUUGUUUACAUUUUUCCUCAUUAGCAUACGACUUAACUCAUAGAAGCCGUAGCCAUAUCAUAUAUGAACUAAAUGCAAAAGUUGAAAGAGCUGAUUAAGUUAAGCAAUUUGUGCAAUUUUCAGCUCUUUGCAAAGCUAUAUUGAAGUAAAUAUUAGCCAUCAAAAACUGCAAAAUUGCUGUGUGGCAAAAAAAGUUAAUGAGCCAUAUAUUCUCUGUAAAAUUUCGUGUUUUUAGAAGAGAAUUUCUCCGGACCCAUUCGGUGUAUUGGGCUCAAAUUUUCAGUGAUAACUGAAACUGUUAUGCCCUUUCAAUAUUCAGAGUUUUUAUUUUAUGAGCGUCAUCAAAUAGUGAUAAGCAUAUGUUAAUGAGGCAAAAACUGUAAACAAAGAUUCGCCUAUACUUCAACAAGUCAAAUCCCUAUCCUUUCAUAUACCUGAGGCCUAAAAAAGGCAUCCCUUUUCUUAACAGGCCUUUUUAGGGAGUCCCCCCGGGGGGGUCAGUAAAAAUAACAACACGAUAGGCAUUUUCUUCUUUUUUCAGAAAGCAACAAAUAACUUGGAUAAAGAUAGCUGUGGAGAAAUUUUAGACAACAGAUGGCUGAAAAAAGAGGUACAUCUAACUGCCGCCUGGAACUGAAAACAAAGCGUUGGCACAAAAUUUAAAUUCAAAACUGAACGUUGCCUGUACACAGACUUUGUUUUCUAAUCAACGAGAACGCAAGCGAAGCGAGCGCGCGAGAACCAACUCCCUUGUGUAGCGGGCAAUUAAGCCCCCGCGCUUUCUAUUUUCAUACCUGCACUUGACUAUCUCUACAGAGAAAAUAGAGGGUCUGUGAACAGGCUGAACUGAACGUUUACAAGGUCAAUUGUUGUAAAUUCUAAUUUGGCCUACAUUUCAUUAGUGUUUGUCUUGCUAGCAGAGUUUAUUUUUCUUCAUCUUGGUUUUAGCAUGCACGAAAUCGUUCAGGCCGCCUUACGAUUUCAUCAUGUACGAGUUUCUCUCGUACACGGUAAAAACCACACCGGAAAGAAACCUCCACUAGCACGGGAUUUCACGUUUGGAUGCUUUAAAAUGACUACGUAUGAAGCAAUUAACAAUGAGAUGCUUUUGAACAGUCAGGGUAAGAGGCAUGACCUGAAGAUGGAUCUGUUAGCAUAAAAACUGGCCUUUGAAUAAUUGAAUAAUAGAAUCAUUUUCUUCUUUUAGGUUUCUGUUCAUCGAAAAGGUCAUGAGGAACUUUCAGAAAUAGUCGAAGAACUGGAGAGACGAAACUUGGAAAUUAUGAGUGAAAUGUUUGACUGUAAAGUGGAAGAUCUCAAGUUUACAAGGUACGCGGGUCUUUGUAUAAGAGCAUUAAUGAUAGCUAUGAGCGUUGAACGAAUAACACCUGAAAAGUAAACGAUGGAAACUAUGCGGCUAUGACAGUUACAGAUAUUGAAACAGAAUCCAAAUCUAUAAGGCUAGUGACUACAUCAUUGUGCAUUUGUUCAAAAUCAAUUCAGGUUAAAAUGGUUUUAACCUAAAAUUUAAUUCUGAUUCCAAAUAAUUCAUCAACCCUUUGUAGUACUUUAUUUUAGAAAAUUAACGCUCCGUGAAGUUAAUGUAUUGGAAUUUUUUAUAUGUUAACGUCAAGUUAACGAGAAAAGAAUUCCGAAUAAACGUGCGCAAAAGCGAGGGUCAGUGAUUUUGUUACCUCUGCGUCCUGCGUCCCUGACGCAUAAAAAUCCUCAAAGACGUUAAAUAAAUUCUGGAAUGCGUCCCCUAGGACGGAAAGAUCGAUUGAUCGAUGUGAAGAUGUUUUUGUAGAAUAUCCUGUUUGUGUGAUUUCUGUGGCUGUUGUGAAACGACGCUUAUUUCUUUUUGUCUUUGUUGUAAUUUACAAUAGAAGUAGUAUAUUUUUAUUUCAGUAAACUGUAAUACAGAGUUUUGGAGUCUGUCGGCAGAUUAACUGUGUGGUUACAAAAGACCCAGGGACUCACUGUUUUUUGAACUGGGACUCAUGACUUUUCACAAGAUGAGUCCCAGGACUCACCAUAACUAUUUCUAACAAAAUCACUGGACGUUCACAAAGAAACAAACCUUGUUUAGAAAACAGGAACCGAAGUUAAACGUUUAAUCCGAAAUGGAAACUUUGUUCGUGGUACCUUCCCGAUGGAUCUUCACAGUUUCACUGAUAGUGGUGGAUCUCCACCCAGUGGUAUGAAAUUAGACGUUUACAAAAAACGCGACUUGAAUCAACGGGAGUUUAAAAAAUUUCAUUAAGUGUUAACUUCCCAUAAUAAAGUAUACGUUUCACCCAGAUAUCAGUUCAUCUCAACUGACUGUGUUUCUUUUCAGAAAGUUUUAUUUAAGCUGUGUUGAUGACGAGGAAAGUUCAGAUGAAGACGGUGGUGAAACGGAAGAGGUGUUUGCUUCCCACGGGGUCAUAACAGAACAAGAUGAAAAACCUGAUGAAUUACUAGAUAAUUACUUUCUUCCUGGAGAGGAUGACUUUGAGGUCCGUAACUAA
Porites evermanni is the source of this 8066-nucleotide messenger RNA. NCBI's taxonomy places the organism in Eukaryota, Metazoa, Cnidaria, Anthozoa, Scleractinia, Poritidae. The record is from the annotation of a GenBank genome assembly.